This is a messenger RNA of Molossus molossus (Pallas's mastiff bat), 1368 nucleotides long. It is a transcript of the gene HS3ST4, whose product is annotated as heparan sulfate-glucosamine 3-sulfotransferase 4. The record is from RefSeq and is a predicted model, not a curated record. NCBI's taxonomy places the organism in Eukaryota, Metazoa, Chordata, Mammalia, Chiroptera, Molossidae. The transcript has 2 exons. Bases 1 to 1368 code for a protein of 455 amino acids. Gene Ontology annotation, molecular function: [heparan sulfate]-glucosamine 3-sulfotransferase activity.
AUGGCCCCGUGGCCCGCACCUCCUCCGCCUCCGCCUCCGCCUCCACCUCUCGCCGCGCCGCCGCCGCCCGGCGCCUUGGCUAAGGGGCCGCCGGCGCGCAAGCUGCUGUUUAUGUGCACCUUGUCCCUGUCAGUCACCUACCUGUGCUACAGCCUCCUGGGCGGCUCGGGAUCCCUGCAGUUCCCCCUGGCGCUGCAGGAGCCGCCGGGCGCCGCCGCCGAGCCCCCGCCAAGCCUGCCGCCGCCCUCCCUGCCGCCUCCCCCCGUGCGCCUCGGCGCCCCCUCGCAGCCGCCCGCGCCGCGGCCGGACAACGCGAGCCGCGUGGAGCCGCCGGAGCCCCCCGAGCAGCCCGCCGCGCCUGGGGCCGACGGCUGGGGGCUGGCGAGCGGCGGCGGUGGCGCAGGGGGCGCCUGGCUCCGGACCCCGCCGGCCCCCAGCGAGAUGGGCACGGCGCAGAGCGCGCUGCUGGAGAGGGACGCGCAGGAGUCCAGCACCACCGACGAGGAGCUCUCAGGCCGGAGGGCGGCCAACGGGAGCAGCGAGCGGGGCGGCGCCGCCAGCACCCCGGACUACGGGGAGAAGAAGCUGCCACAGGCGCUGAUCAUCGGGGUCAAGAAAGGGGGGACCCGCGCGCUGCUGGAGGCGAUCCGCGUGCACCCGGACGUGCGGGCGGUGGGCGUAGAGCCGCACUUCUUCGACAGGAACUAUGAGAAGGGCUUGGAGUGGUACAGAAAUGUGAUGCCCAAGACCGUGGAUGGGCAGAUCACCAUGGAGAAGACGCCGAGUUACUUUGUGACAAAUGAGGCACCUAAGCGCAUCCACUCCAUGGCCAAGGACAUCAAAUUGAUUGUGGUGGUGAGGAACCCCGUGACCAGGGCCAUCUCCGACUACACCCAGACGCUGUCCAAGAAGCCCGAGAUCCCCACCUUCGAGGUGCUGGCCUUCAAAAACCGGACCCUGGGGCUGAUCGACGCGUCCUGGAGCGCCAUCCGCAUCGGGAUCUACGCGCUGCACCUGGAGAGCUGGCUGCAGUACUUCCCGCUCUCCCAGAUCCUCUUCGUCAGCGGCGAGCGGCUCAUCGUGGACCCCGCCGGGGAAAUGGCCAAAGUGCAGGAUUUUCUCGGUCUCACGCGUGUCGUGACCGAGAAGCAUUUCUACUUCAAUAAAACCAAGGGGUUCCCUUGCCUCAAGAAGCCAGAAGACAGCAGCGCCCCCAGGUGCUUGGGCAAGAGCAAAGGUCGGACUCAUCCCCGCAUCGACCCAGAUGUGAUCCACAGACUGCGGAAAUUCUACAAGCCCUUCAACAUGAUGUUUUACCAAAUGACUGGUCAAGAUUUUCAGUGGGAGCAGGAAGAGGGGGACAAAUAA